AUGUCCUCCGACGCUUCUCAACGUAAACUCAAGAUCCUUAUGAUCCACGGCUACACACAAAACGGGCCCCUCUUCCACGCAAAAACCCGUGCUCUAGAGAAGAACUUGGAUAAAGCAUUCCCCGCCGCUCCUAAACCUGGACAUCUACCGUCAUUUCCCGGAGGCGUGGAACUCGUGUACCCAACGGCACCUCUAAAGUUGUCUGUCAACGAUAUACCCGGCUACGAUGUGGAUGGCGCAAAAGGCGACAACGAAGAACCAGAAGCCUAUGCAUGGUGGAGGAGAAAGGGCGAUGGAGAGCCAUUCCGCUACGAAGGGCUUGAGCAAGGGUUCGAGCGCAUAGCUUCCGUGAUCAAAGAGCAAGGACCUUUCGACGGCGCAAUUGGCUUCAGUCAAGGUGGUGCUGCAGCUGGUAUGCUCGCCUCCUUGUUAGAAGCAGGAAGAAGAGAUGCAUUCGAGAAGCAACAGCCAAACGGCGGCAUGCGCUAUCCUGAAAGCUUUGAGAGCGAUACUGGAUUCAUGACGGACGUGAUCCAAGAGCCGCUGAAGUUCGCUGUGAGCUACAGUGGGUUCGGUGCUGCCCCGAAUGAGCUGUACACUGCAUUCUAUGAGCCAAAGAUCAAAACGCCCAUGUUGCACUUCAUCGGCAGUGUAGAUACGGUCGUUGAAGAGUCGAGGAGUCUGCGUCUGGUAGAUGCCUGUGUUACAGGCAGAGGUGUCGAAGGUGGUGUGGCUAGACUGGUAUACCACCCUGGUGGUCAUUUCUUGCCCAGCAGCCAGAAACAGUACGUGGCAGCGCUGGUAGCAUUCAUCCGAGAAGUCGUUGGUGGUCCGCCAGAAGAUUCAUUAGAGAACAAGAAGGAGGACAAGGCCGAGGAUAUGGACAUGCCAUUUUGA
This is a messenger RNA of Aureobasidium musti, 897 nucleotides long. The record is from the annotation of a GenBank genome assembly. NCBI's taxonomy places the organism in Eukaryota, Fungi, Ascomycota, Dothideomycetes, Dothideales, Saccotheciaceae.